Molecule: messenger RNA, 1205 nt
Organism: Tripterygium wilfordii
Lineage: Eukaryota; Viridiplantae; Streptophyta; Magnoliopsida; Celastrales; Celastraceae
Product: probable adenylate kinase 6, chloroplastic
Exons: 4
Coding region: 58-930 (290 amino acids)
Biological process (GO): nucleobase-containing compound metabolic process
Cellular component (GO): mitochondrion; cytoplasm
Molecular function (GO): AMP kinase activity; ATP binding
Source: RefSeq, a predicted model, not a curated record
UUUCGCCAUCAUUGUCGUCCUCCCUUGCUGCCCCUCGAACCUCCUUUGUGACCUCCCAUGGCGGUCGUCAGCCGCAUUGUGAGGUCCAGGCCGAGCUCAUUUUCUAGCUAUUACUACAUUUCUCGAACCUUCUCUUCUGCUAUAAGAGAAGAAACUGACCUCAAGGCAGCUUCUCUGCUUGGUCAGGAUAAGCCUCUGCCGCUGCGGCGAGAACCUAGGGGCGGGAGUGUUCAGUGGGUUUUUCUUGGCUGUCCCGGCGUUGGUAAAGGAACCUACGCCUCUCGGCUCUCCAAUCUUCUAGAUGUUCCUCAUAUUGCUACCGGCGAUCUCGUCCGCGAGGAGCUUUCUUCCUCUGGACCUCUCGCCUCUCAGCUUACAGAGAUUGUUAACCAAGGGAAACUGGUAUCUGAUGAAAUUAUAAUAAAUUUACUGUCAAAGCGUCUUGAAGCUGGUGAAGCGAAGGGUGAAUCAGGAUUUAUCCUUGAUGGUUUCCCUCGUACCAUAAGACAAGCUGAAAUAUUAGAGGGAGUCACAAACAUUGACUUGGUGAUUAAUUUAAAGCUUCGGGAGGAAGCAUUGCUUGCAAAAUGCCUUGGAAGACGGAUUUGUAGUGAUUGUGGAGGAAACUAUAAUGUUGCGUGUAUUGACAUCAAAGAUGGGAAUGGGAGCCCUGGUAUAUAUAUGGCGCCACUUCUCCCCCCUCCCCAUUGUGCUUCAAAGCUUAUCACUCGAUCUGAUGACACAGAAGUUGUUGUCAAGGAACGACUCCGUAUAUAUAAUGAGAUGAGUCAACCAGUAGAAGAGUUCUAUCGCAUUCGUGGAAAGUUACUAGAGUUUGAGCUUCCCGGAGGAAUUCCAGAAUCGUGGCCGAAGCUACUUCAGGCUCUGAAUCUUGAAGACCACGAGGACAAACAGUCUGCAGCAGCAUGAGGUCUUGAUAUAUCAUCACUCAUAUGAUAGGUCAUUCUUUGAGCAUGCGAGACAUGCGUGCGUAAAGUAUUAUGUCGAAAAAGAAAGGAGAACAACAUAAAUGUGCUAUAAAUAGCAGUAAGCUAGGUAUGAAUAAGCUUUUCUCUGGGGGUUCGGGGGGUGUAAAAUGGAUUGGCAUUGGUUGGGGAGCAAGGAGGUAUGAUAUUGUUGGUAAUGUUAUUGGGUACUUUUGCACUUUGGCCAUAUAGUAUUGACAAUGAAUGUUAUUUGGCAUU